AUGACAGAUUACUGGUCUACUUGCUUCCGGUUUCCGUCAACGUGGGACGUUGUUUUUCGAUCUUUGAUCUAUCUACGUGUUUGCCACGGUUGCAGGGCUGAGUUCAUUGAACUGUACAAGAGAAGAAUGCAGUGUAUUGUGUUGUUUGCGAGUAUGGCACUCCUUGUUGGAGCUGUGCAUGAGAAGGCUCACCACACCGGACACCACGAGCGUCAUGACCCCAUGGAUGUCCCGAAAGAUGUGGACGGCCAUCACAACCCAGAGUAUGACGAGGAGGCCAUGCUAGGAACGCAUGAUAUUGGAGGUAUUUCCACUGAAGAACUGAAGGAACGGCUUGGUCUUCUCUUCAAAGAGCACGACAAAAAUGCUGAUGAGAAAAUAACCAAGGAAGAACUUAUGGAAUGGAUGCUUGCAUCAUUUAGACAUAUGGACGAAGAAGAAGGGAGAAUAACCUUUAAAAAAGAUGAUGAAGACUCUGAUGGGAAGGUCACUUGGGAGGAGCUGGUGAAAAGUCAGUAUUCGCUCAGCAUGGAUGACAUUAAAAAAUUAGGUGGCUCCGAAGAGGACAAAAGCACAAUGCAGAUGCUGGCCGAGGAUGAGAAACGCUUCAAGGGAGCCGACUUGAACCAAGACGGGCAGCUUGAACUGGAGGAGUACAAGGCCUUCUACCACCCAUACGACUACGAGCACAUGCACAUCUUCGAGGUGAACCGCGAACUCGAGGAAAAAGACAAAGAUGGCGACAAGAAGCUGUCUCUGGAGGAGUACAUUGGUGAGGAUGCAGACCCUGAGUUCCACCAUGAUGAGGAAGAGCGGUUCAAGUCUUACGACACCAACGGAGACAAGUUCUUGAGCGUCGAUGAAUUGAAGAAGUACAUCUUGCCCGACAACUCGGAGACAGCCAAGGAGGAGGCAGAUCAUCUGAUUGGUGAAUGUGACAAGGACAACGACCUCAUACUGACGAGAAGUGAGGUCAUCGAUUGUGCCGAGACCUUCAAAGACGUACAGGCAGUGCCAGACACUUACAGGGAAGAGUUGUAAUGAGUCGUGUAAAUCUAAGUGUAUUCACGGUGGAGAUGUGGUCAAAGGAAGGUUACUACCUGUUAUUAUUAAAACCUCAAUGCAGCUACACAGUCAAUUAAUUAAAUGAACUAGUGUUAAACAAAAUCUUUUUUCAGUUUUUUUUUUAUUAAAGUAAUUAAUGAUUGAUUUUGAUUAUUCCGAUAUUUUGAUAUAACCAUAGUAAAAACAUUUCUUUCUUUUGAUUUUGAUUUUGAUUAUGGGUAAAUAAAGAACAGUCUACAGGCUGCAAAUUUAAAAGGAUUCCAUGCUUCCACAAUUUUGCGUUGGAAGCGUAAGAUUAUGAAAUGAAAUCCCAAAAUAUUUACAUUAAAUUAUGUUUACAAUUCUACAGAAUCCUAAAAAACAAAUAUCCCCAAAUGCAAUGCCUGAUAUAACAUUUGAAUAUUUGCACAUAGGGAAUUAAAGUAGACAAAUUAAUAUUAAAAAAAGAAGAAAAGAUGGAUACAUGUAUGAAAUGCGUGUAAUAUUAGCAGUGUAGGGACUCAUUUAUGCAAGUAAAGCAAAGGGUAUGUGAGCAAUGACUUUGCAGCAAAUUUUCAAGAACUGUUCAAGUCCAUUAUAUAUUUAAUGCUGUGAAGCAAUUUUUUUUUGGGGGGGGGG
This is a messenger RNA of Gigantopelta aegis, 1683 nucleotides long. RefSeq names its product reticulocalbin-2-like. The coding region runs from base 1 to 1041 and encodes 346 amino acids. Gene Ontology annotation, molecular function: calcium ion binding. NCBI's taxonomy places the organism in Eukaryota, Metazoa, Mollusca, Gastropoda, Neomphalida, Peltospiridae. The transcript has 6 exons. Gene Ontology annotation, cellular component: endoplasmic reticulum. The record is from RefSeq and is a predicted model, not a curated record.